Molecule: messenger RNA, 773 nt
Organism: Rhopalosiphum maidis (corn leaf aphid)
Lineage: Eukaryota; Metazoa; Arthropoda; Insecta; Hemiptera; Aphididae
Exons: 6
Coding region: 15-773 (252 amino acids)
Source: RefSeq, a predicted model, not a curated record
UACAUGGCAUAGAAAUGAAACUCUCGAUAGCACUAGACACGGUCAUCUUAGUCUUUGCGGCUAUUUGCCAACAAGGUCUGACGGCUGCUCACUACUCAAUACCGACUCGAAUUGCCACGUUCACGCUGUUCUUGUGCGCAGUGUUCUUGUUUACCUCGUACGCGGCUUGUAUCGUAGUACUACUGCAGUCGGCAAGCCGGACGAUUAACACCAUCGUCGACUUGGCAGACAAACCGAUUACGUUCAGCGCACAGGACACCAGACACAAUUAUAUAUAUUUCAAUGAAACAGUCGAUAAAAAUAUUAAGAAAAUCUAUCUCGAAAAGAUGAAACCACAAGGUACCAGGGCGUUUACGAGUCCGGAAAUAGGCGUGGAACGGGUUCGAAAUGAAUUUCAUUCGUAUUUGGUGGAAAUCACGUUGGCAUAUCAUAUAAUAGCUAAGACAUGGCAAGAACAUGAAAAAUGCAGUUUAUCUGAAACGGAGUUAUAUAAAAUACCACUUCUUACUUUAUACAUUGUAAAAAAAUCAGGAUACAAAGACGUAUUUAAACAAAAGAUGAUACAACAACAUGAAAUCGGCUUAAAAUAUCGAAUCACCAAGAACAUAAUGCCACAAAAACAAAAGUGUGUUUCAUCGAACUCGGGCGCAAUACACUUCGACAGCGUUUCCAUGAAAGAAAUCUAUCCAGCAUUAAUAUUUCUCGGUUACGGUAUAUGCGUUUCGUGCCAAUGGAACAGGUGUAACAAGGGUCCAACACUAACAACACAAUAA